Loa loa (African eye worm) is the source of this 1068-nucleotide messenger RNA. RefSeq names its product cytosolic cyclophilin. The transcript is spliced from 7 exons. Lineage: Eukaryota; Metazoa; Nematoda; Chromadorea; Rhabditida; Onchocercidae. The record is from RefSeq and is a predicted model, not a curated record. Gene Ontology annotation, molecular function: peptidyl-prolyl cis-trans isomerase activity; RNA binding. Gene Ontology annotation, cellular component: intracellular membrane-bounded organelle. Bases 1 to 969 code for a protein of 322 amino acids. Gene Ontology annotation, biological process: protein folding; protein peptidyl-prolyl isomerization.
AUGUCCUUAACGACCAAUUUUCCACAUAAUAAGAAACGAACAUUGUACGUUGGUGGUUUUGGCGAGGAGGUCAAUGAGAAAGUAUUGCAAGCUGGCUUCGUACCCUUCGGUGAAAUUGUUAGUAUAUCAAUCCCGUUGGAUUAUGAGACGGGCAAGCAUCGUGGAUUUGGAUUUGUGGAAUAUGAACUUGCGGAGGAUGCUGCUGCAGCAAUAGACAAUAUGAAUGAUUCAGAAUUAUUUGGGCGAACAAUUCGAUGCAAUUUUGCGCGACCGCCAAAGGCAAAUGAAAGAAGCCAAAGGCCAGUAUGGGCGGAUGAUGAAUGGCUUAAAACUUAUGGCACUGGAGAAGGUACCUCGAAAGAAUAUGAUAAGGAUAACGAUGCAGUUUCUGAAGAGCCAACAGUAGGACCAGUUAGGUUGUCGCUUCCACGAGUAUACCUGGGGAUCAAAAUUGGAAUCAGGUAUAUAGGAAGAAUAGUGAUCGAGUUGCGGUCUGAUAUAGUUCCAAAAACAGCGGAAAAUUUUCGACAACUCUGUACAGGAGAAAGGGGCUUCGGUUACGAAGGAUCACAGUUUCAUAGGAUAAUUCCACAUUUCAUGAUACAAGCCGGGGAUUUCAUAAAGGGAGAUGGAACAGGCGGAAAAUCAAUAUACGGUUCUAAAUUUGCGGAUGAAAAUUUCAAGUUAAAGCACACUAUGGCUGGGAUUGUUUCGAUGGCAAACUGUGGACCCGAUACGAAUGGUUCACAGUUUUUUAUAUGCACCGAAAAAACGGAUUGGUUAGAUAACAAGCAUGUUGUUUUUGGACAUGUUGUUGAAGGGAUGAAUAUUGUCAAGCAGAUCGAGCAACAAGGCAGUAAAAGCGGGAAGCCUAUGAUGCAGGUGACAAUUGUGGAAUGUGGUGAGCUAAAACAGGGAACGAAAAGCAGAAUGGAAGCUGUGGAAGAUUUGUACUCUCGAUCGUCUUAAAGCAUUGUUUUUCGUUGUGUUGUUCGUGUUUAUGCAUGCAAAUUAUAAACAGUUUACUAUUUCUGUUACAUAGCCGUCGAAGUUAUGGCAGAAUAAAUA